AUGCUUAAGCUGCCACAGUGUUUGAAAGGCGGAAGCCCCAAUGUGCAACGCGGGAAGAUGGCGGGUGUGCUAGAAAGGAGUUACAUAGAGAUCUGCGGAUUUGAAAGAGAGUCUGUUUUACGAUUCAGACAGAUCACACUGAAUCUGGGUGUUGGACUUCACUCCAGCGGUGUGAAGUAUGCAGACAGUGCAGGGGGAUUCUCAUAUGAGGACAGUGGGAAGCUCCUCUCAGUCACCAGCAACAGAUUCAUCCACUGGUCCACCUCAGGUGACACGGUUCAGUUUGUUGAGCAGUCGCUGGACACUAAUCUUCUGAAUAAUGCUGUCCGCCUGCGUAUCCCAAACUGCCUCUUGUUGCCCGGAGGAGUUUGUAUACAAGAGACCCUUAACAACAUCAUUAUUCUGAUCGUCACCAGCCAGUCGGUUCAUCGCCUGGUGCUGCCGCACCCCACCCGCAUGUACCGCAGUGAUCUGGUCACUGAACUCCAAAUGCAGUCCAUUUUCACGGACAUUGGGAAGCUGAAUUUAAACGAACCGGCCCACAGUUAUGUGCUCCCAUUUGCACAAGGAACACAGACGACUGCUCCGUCUACAUCGGCCGCAUGGAUCAGUCAUGAGGGGGAGGCACUGUUCGCUCUCGCCUCACCAUCAGGCGCCAUUACUGUUGUCACGUUGCCUGCUCAUGAUCAAGAUGGGACUGUGUCCAUUUUGGAGUUGAAACAGAGUUCAAUGAUGCAGCGGUUGGCCGGCUGGAUGCCCACCGCCAUCAGGGGAGAUCAGAGCAUUCCUGACCUGGCCAUCAGUCUGGCUGUCCACCAGCUAGAGGAUGACACUUUCAUAUUCGCGCUGUGUCAGGAUCAUAAGCUGCGCAUGUGGUCAUUAAAGCAUCAGAUGUGUCUGUUGGUGACUGAUAUGUUGGAGUAUAUGCCCGCGGGUCGUGGGGAGGUGAAGGCUUCUCCAGCACUGGCUCAUAAGCUCCGUCUCUUCUUCUCCUCAUCCAUCGGCCUGUGUCUCGCCAUCUACCUCGCAGUGCCCAAACGCAGUCAGUUCUGUGUGCUGCAGCUGGUGGCCAGUGAGAACAAUCGCUACAGCCUGGAUCACAUCUCAACACUGUUCACAACACAGGAGACACUAGUGGAUUUUGUCUUGACUGCGACUGAUAUUUGGGCUGUUUGGCUGGAUAAUGACAACCAGACUGUGGUGAAGUACAUCAGUUUUGAGCACAACACAACAGGCAUGUGGAACCAGGUGUUUGUCCAGCCGUCACCAGAGGAGGAAGUUCACGUUGGUGAAGACCAAGACCCGCGGGAAAUAUAUCUUGAUGUACUUUUUUCACCUCUGCGUUUCACAGCCUCAGCCAUCAUCAAAGCUUUACAGAUCUACAAGCGAGAUACAGAGCGAUAUUCUGACUUGUCAUGGGAGGAGCUGAAGAAAAGGGUUACGGUCACAGUGGAAAACGAGCUUCAGGGCAGCGUGACCGAGUACGAGUUCUGUCAGGAGGACUACCGUUUGCUGCAGGUGGAGUUCUGGUCCAAGUUUUACGCCUGCUGCCUGCAGUACCAGGAUGUGCUGUCCACACCACUCGCCCUGCACAUCAGCCCUGCCACAGCCAUGGUCUGCGUCCUCAAGAAGGGCUUUGUGUCUUUCCUACUACCCUGCUUUGCUAUUGACCAUCUUUACCUGUCCUCGGAUGAUUACCUGAUUUCUGAAGAGGAGACUCCAAUUGCUGAGGAUUCAGAAAUGAGCCGUGACGUCCUGCAGCUCGUUCAGUGUCUCCGCAUGGUGAACGAGUCUCUUCCGGAGGACAUGGCCUAUGAGAUGGAGAAAGCCCUUGAGGACCUGCUGUCUCCAGAGAAAGUGUCAGAAAAAGUACUGGAGGGUCUUCUGGCCAGUGACAAUGGGAAUGUGAUUCAGGACAUUACAAACAAACUGCAAGACAUCAAUAACCCCAUUGUUGCAAUAAACAUGCUGCUGAGAGAACUGGACCUGGAGACUGAUGCAGAGACGGACUCCAGACACACUGGUCAGUCUCUGAGAGUGCGCAUUAGCCUCUCUCAACUCUACGGCAGCAGUGUGGCCGCUAGUCUGAUCUGUCAAGCUGUGUGUCAGAUCGCUAUGACCCGAACUCUGAUCUGCAGAGACCUGCUCAUUCUGCAGCAGCUGUACCUGCGAAUCGGAGAUAAUGUAUUUGUUCCAGGAGGUUCUCAGUUAUUGCAGCUGCAGCAAGACUUGAUAUCUCGAUGCUCUAAUCUGCUGUGCACGUAUCACCUGCUCAAACAGAUGAGCCUGACACUGUCCUCAUCCGUUCCACUUGACAUACUAAAUGCUGAUCUUCAGCAUCUGUCUGUUUUGGAGCUGUCCGACUCCACAACUCCUACAUCUAGAAGAUCAGUGUUGAAUCCUCAAACUGUGGUGGAGUUGUUCUACCAGAAUGUGGCCCGUAAAGCCAUCAUGUCUCAGAUCUUCUCCCAGCAGGAUGUGGAGGGCAAUCAGACCAUGUUGCACUGGUCACAAAUGAUCUCCAGUGUCCUGACACUACUCUGCCAGUUUCUCUGGCCCAGCAAUCCCAGUUUCCUCUUUCCUGAAUGCCUGAUGUUAAACUGCCAGUAUACACAACUGCAGGAAUAUGUUCGGUUAGUUGGACCCUGGUGCCAGGUGAAUGUGGGAUCCUAUCGUUUUGUUUUGGGUCAUUGCUAUCUGGCCAGCGGUGAGGGCCAAAAGGCAUUGCAGUGUUUCCAGGAAGCAGCAGCUGAGGUGGAUAAAGAAGAGUUUUUAAUGAAACUCACAGGUUCAGUCGAAGAGGCAGCCACCACAACUGCCCCACGAUUACUUUAUUACAACAAGGUUUUGAGGUUAUUGGAGGACAUUGGUUUGCCAGAGCUUGUGAUUCAUUUGGCAACGCUGGCCAUAUCUGAAGCUGCCAAUGAUGAGAGAAUCCAGGCUGCUCUGUGGACUCGUAUAUUUAAGCAUCAUCUGGAUCUUGGACACAACAGUCAGGCAUAUGAGGCCCUGACGCAAAACCCUGAUUCUAGCAGGCAGCUGGACUGUCUCCGACAGCUGGUGGUGGUUCUGUGCGAGCGUGCCCAACUCAGGGAUCUCGUCCAGUUCUCAUUUGUUAAUUUACAUGAUGAGGUGGUCAGCAUUAUUGAGUCUCGUGCGAGAGCUGUGGACCUCAUGACUCACAACUACUAUGAGCUUCUGUAUGCUUUUCAUAUCAAUCGUCACAACUAUAGGAAAGCCGGUACAGUGAUGUUUGAGUACGGUAUGCGUCUGGGCCGUGAGGUGCGAACUCUGCGUGGUCUCCAGAAGCAGGUGAACUGUUAUCUAGCUGCCCUCAGCUGCCUGCGUCUCGUUCAUCCGGACUACGCAUGGAUUGUGCAGCCCUCGUCUGGAGCAGCG
Molecule: messenger RNA, 3399 nt
Organism: Sinocyclocheilus rhinocerous
Lineage: Eukaryota; Metazoa; Chordata; Actinopteri; Cypriniformes; Cyprinidae
Product: nuclear pore complex protein Nup160-like
Exons: 28
Cellular component (GO): nuclear pore
Molecular function (GO): structural constituent of nuclear pore
Source: RefSeq, a predicted model, not a curated record